AUGCAUUCAGAGUUAACAACGGAUUUAUCAAUAAUUCUUUCAAAUUUAAAUAAUGUUAAAUCAAAUGGCAAAGAAAAUGUUGUUUUAUUAAAAACAGGUUCAUUAAAUCCAAUUCAUCGAUCUCAUAUAUCAAAUAUGAUUCAAACAAAAAAAUAUUUAGAAGAAAUUUAUAAUUUCAAUGUUAUUGGAGGAUAUUUAUCACCAACACAUGAUCAUUAUGUUGGAAAUAAAUUAGGAGAUGAACUUCUUCAUGGUCAAUUAAGAAUUGAAAUGUGUCAAAAUGCUAUUCAAGAAGAAAAUCAACAACAUUGGUUAACUGUUGAUAAAGCUGAAUGUUUAGCUUCAAACUUUAUUAAUUUAAAUAAAGUUGCAUCAAGUCUUCAAAUGUUUCUUAAUGAAAAAAUCAGAUUAGAUAAACCAAUAAAAGUGAUUUAUGUUGCUGGUUUAGAUUUAUUUAAUCGUUGUAAAGGAAUGAAUGGUUUAAGACAAGGAACGAUGGGUGGUGUUGCUGUUGUUUAUAGAUAUGGACAAGAUAAAUCACUUAUUCAAUCAUUUAUCAAGGAGAAUACUCGUAAACUUUAUUUUAUUUCAUUAGAUGGAGAUAAUAUUCAAAAUGAUAUUAGUUCAACAUUAAUUAGACAAAAACUAAAAUCAAAUGAGGAUUGUUCGCAUUUAACUUAUAAUUCUGUUUUACAACAUUUACAAUUUGAUUCUCGGAUUUAA
This is a messenger RNA of Adineta steineri, 723 nucleotides long. NCBI's taxonomy places the organism in Eukaryota, Metazoa, Rotifera, Eurotatoria, Adinetida, Adinetidae. The record is from the annotation of a GenBank genome assembly.